Seminavis robusta is the source of this 897-nucleotide messenger RNA. The record is from the annotation of a GenBank genome assembly. Lineage: Eukaryota; Bacillariophyta; Bacillariophyceae; Naviculales; Naviculaceae.
AUGGACCCUUCCACCGAGAAGUCUACUCUGAUGAAAGACCCCACCUUGGAUGACGACCUUGAUUUCACUGAAGAGGAUCCUGAAUUGGACGCUCUUCUCCUGGCCACCGAGACGAACAUGGACCCUCUUUCCAUGAUCGAGCAGUUUGCGGUUAUGCAUGAAUCGUCAGAAAUCCACGCGGCUCUCUCGUGUGCCUUGGCGGCCGUGGAUGUGGACGUGGAAGAUCCGAACAACCCUUGGCAUCACACGGCUGCCGAGAUUACCAAGAAACCUGAGCUCUCCGAAGAAGUGGCCCAACUCCACGAUCAAGUGCUCCGGUCCGCUACGCGGAUUCUGUUUGCCGAACAGGAAGCGACCGAAACGCACACGAAAGCCAAGCAGAACGUGGAGAAGUUGUUGCGCAUUGAGACUGGACUUCAGGGCGUCCAAGACGUGCAACGCGAAAUCAAGAGUCAUCGUUCCGAAGAAGAAAAGGUGGCACUGAAGCAGUUCCGACAAGCCAUGGCCAAGGCCCGUCAAGACUACGAAGAUGCCCGCCAGAUGGCACGUACCAAACGUCGCGCCAAACUGCAUUUGGUGGCGGCCGCCCAAGAACGUCUCGAGACGCUGCGCAUCUCGCACGAAGAAAUGGGUCGCAUCUAUGCCAAGAAAACCUUGGAACAACAGCAAAAGUUGAAAAAGGAGAGACUCUUGUACAACUUGCAUCUCGAAAGUCUCGCCAAGGCAGCACUGCAAGAACAGCAAGACAAAAAGAUGGACAUUAUGGGUUCCGCUGCUCUAGAAGCAGCCGAAGAUUGCAGUACCACGUCGGAUGAAAGCUCGGUUUCUCCUUUCACCAUGAUGAUCAAACAUACCCGUACCAGCAGUACAUGGACCGACUCGUCUCAGUCCGACUGA